AUGAGUUUGUCCACCUCCACCACCACCACCAUCUCUACUACCACCAACUCUUCCAUUCCUUCCUCUUUCCCACCCUUUCCCACCAAUCCAAUCCCCUCGGUAUAUGCAAUAGCAACAUGGCCUAUCUCUGAUCAAUAACAAUUUCUACUCUUGAACCAAUCCACAUCAACUGCGUAAGCCAGAAUCUUCAAGGGUCACCCCAUCGAGAGAUACUACUGCAUGUCUGGAGGGGCUCGGGUUAAACGUGAGAGGAUGGAAAGGGUGGAUUGGAGGAGGCUGAUAAUAAUGGACUAGUAAGGAAAGGGGCAAGAGAGCAAAAUAUCAGCCUAUCUCUUCCUUCUUGACGCGGGGUCAUUGAUAAGUAGGCAAGGAAGUUCGGGGAUAUGACAAUUUUCCUAUUCCCCCUCCUCAAUGCUAGUCCUCUCUAGGUGGUUUGGGCCAACUGGCCGUGUAUAAAAGGAAGCUUGAGACCCUUCUCGAAAGAGUCUCUUUCUUCUUCCUUUUAAUCCAUUUUCAAAUCCAAUCUCAACUCUACACCGCUUCAUCCAAACAACUUUACCUUGUCUAACAAACAAGACGUCUCAUACUCAUUGACCCUUACAUUAUUGUCUGUGCUUGACCAUUCUAUCAUAUCACUAUCAAGAUAUUACAAUUGCAUCUUUCCUAUUGCUCGCAUUGCAUAGCAAUUCAUAUCGAAAACAAUUCAUUCAUCUAUUUGAAGUUCUUUGUUGUUGUUUACAAAAUUUUAACUUCACUCUAAUCAUACGCUAUUACAUCAUGGCCUACCAAGCAAGCUACUACCAAACCACCUCCCUCCCCAUUCCCGUUCCUACAAAAUCUCAACAAGUUUCCUAUUACACUCCACAAAAUACAACUUAUGGUGUCUCGCCACCAGAAGCUCCAGAAUCUGUUACCACAGGUUUAGGCAUGACGCCUGCAUACGGGCAUUCCACUUACUCUGCUACCUCCAGUAGUUAUGCUGGGAGUGCGAGUGGUGAAUAUGAUAGCACCGCUUCUGCCAAUGGUGUCGAUUUGCAAGAAUAUAUGCAAGAUCGAUUUUCUGGCGCAUUUGAUCCUCUUCCUUUAGAUCGCACUCUGGCAGUCCAAGCACAAACAUCUGGUUUGUUGAACGCAAAACAUAGAGAAAUCAUGGAUUUGCAAGCAUUGGCACAACAACGUCUUGCGAAAACUAGAGCGAGAUUGCAAGAAGGUUAUCAAGAUGCCAAGGAGGUGAAGACGAAUUUAGAGUGGACUCAACAUCGAAUGGGAGCCAUGAAAACCAAAGUCUCAAAACGACACCCCAGAGAAUACGCACAAGCUCGCGAGCGUUACCCAUCUCCAGAGUACUAAAGCAGAUUUCUUCAAACUGCCUAUUUCCUACUUCUAUUCAUCGCUUACGAAAAAAAAGCCCCCUUUUUCUUUUCCUUGGUAUCGUUCAUGUUAGCCGCAACCAUUGAAUUAUUAUCUGCGCUGCUUUUAUUUUCACACAAAGCGGAACUCCAAAGCAUUUUCUAACGAAGUAACGACGAUUAUGAUUGGGUGGAGCGCUUGUACCCAGUGCGGGGAUGGAGCAGCGCCGGUUGAACAUGCUCUUUAGUGCUUGCAGCUGGUAAGAGACGCCAGGGCUGCAGUAGUUCCCGUUUAUGCAUGGUUCUGCGGGCCCCUGGGAACCAGGUUCUGCAGCUGUGGAGCUGUAUGUGGUGUGGUUGGAAUGAGAUAGUAUGAAAUGGUGUGAGACUGAGACCUUAGGAUUGAGGUGGAGGGCUUGUUUGUAGAUUGAUUGGACUGUAUUUUUCAUGGCGGCGCGAGGUUGGUUUGACUACAGGCGUGAGGGGUGGGUGGGAUUUUGUAAGGCAAAAUGCAAUGGCGUGGGGCUAUCAAGUAAUUUGGGUGGUUUCUGGAGUUGGAACUGAACUGGAGAUGAAUAUGGAGUUGGUAAAUACAAGGACUUUUCAAAUAUAUGCAAAUGCUUGUAUGUGAGUGGUUGAUGUGUGUAAAUUGUGACCUGAAUAGGUAUAGACGAUGGGCUGAGAGGGGUAGAUAUGGGUCCCUUUUGCCUCUGAGACACAUCAUGCGUCUUCCUCCCGCCUGAAACCCCACUUGCCCAUCUGCAUGCCCUUCUACGGACUAGGGGAUGAGAAUCGACCUUAAUUCAGAUGUCCUUAUCAAGCUAAUGACAUAAUCAGGUCUCCCGCUGACCUCUCUAUUUCUCGACUAGGAGCUGAUAGUCAAGCCCUCUCAUCCUCCUAGGCUUAGUAUAUUCCUGGUACUUCCUCCGUAAUGCAAGGCUAACAACAGUCUUUCCCUAUGUCAUACGCCAGCUCUUUAAGCGCAAACCUCAAGGAGUCCGUACGUUCCAAGUAAACAGCCUGUAUGCCCGCUCAUCUCAUACUCAUUAGCCCAAGCAUAUCGUCACCAUUCGCACUAGAAUAACCAUUCAACCCACAUUCCCAAGGUCAGCACCAACAGCGAGACUUUUUUUUUUCAUGACAGACC
This is a messenger RNA of Botrytis porri, 2496 nucleotides long. RefSeq lists its product as uncharacterized. The record is from RefSeq and is a predicted model, not a curated record. The transcript is spliced from 3 exons. Gene Ontology annotation, cellular component: endosome; BLOC-1 complex. NCBI's taxonomy places the organism in Eukaryota, Fungi, Ascomycota, Leotiomycetes, Helotiales, Sclerotiniaceae. Bases 778 to 1350 code for a protein of 190 amino acids. Gene Ontology annotation, biological process: endosome organization; regulation of protein localization.